GUUUGUCGUAAAAGUGUGAUAAAUAAAUUGGUCGUCUUAUACGAAGGAUAUUCUAAUCCACACAUUCUGAUCCCUAACGGUGGAUAACGCUAACGCGACUAACGGACUUUGGUCAGCAAUGAACAGUAUCGGGGAGAACUGUACGCAACUGAAAAAGGAUUACGAUGCCUGCUUUAACAACUGGUUCUCGGAUCGAUUUCUUAAAGGCGACAUGGACGAUUCGGCGUGUGCUCCGCUGUUCAAAGUUUAUCAGCAAUGCGUGAAGGAUGCAAUGAAACAGCACCACAUCGAGUUCAAGGAGAUUGAAAACGACUACAUUGGUACAAAGCGGGAGGAAAAGAAACCACCGAAGGAUAGCUGAGAACGUUCUUGUCCAUGCCCGGACGAAUUAUGAUGUUCGCUGUGCUGCUGCUGCUAGUCUAAUUUAAGGAACAAGUGAAGUUCAACUAUUAGUUAAUUUUUAACCGUAAUCUACUAAAGAUUGUGAUGCUAGUGAGGAGGAUAGGACAAAGUAUUGGCGGGGUUAAGUAUAGACUAUUUUCUUUCUUCAUUCCUAGGAUUGUGUUAGUUUAGAAGGAGUGAAGCCACUGCCGGUUUGUUGCCCUUUCUGUCCAGUCCUACAAUCGACGGUCCAAAAGUUUUGUGUAGGGUGGAUUGUGUUUGUUGUAAAAUAAACGUGAUAUAGUCAACAAUUGCGUUUAGGUUGACGCACGAAAAACGU
Molecule: messenger RNA, 721 nt
Organism: Anopheles coustani
Lineage: Eukaryota; Metazoa; Arthropoda; Insecta; Diptera; Culicidae
Product: TP53-regulated inhibitor of apoptosis 1-like
Exons: 2
Coding region: 119-361 (80 amino acids)
Source: RefSeq, a predicted model, not a curated record